Messenger RNA from Cokeromyces recurvatus, 1791 nucleotides. Its product is annotated as alkaline-phosphatase-like protein. The transcript has 7 exons. Lineage: Eukaryota; Fungi; Mucoromycota; Mucoromycetes; Mucorales; Mucoraceae. Gene Ontology annotation, cellular component: fungal-type vacuole membrane. Gene Ontology annotation, biological process: dephosphorylation. Bases 84 to 1520 code for a protein of 478 amino acids. The record is from RefSeq and is a predicted model, not a curated record. Gene Ontology annotation, molecular function: alkaline phosphatase activity.
GUAUUAUCAUAAUUGCUAUAACUGUAUUCGCCUUAAUAACAAAAAAUAAGAAAAAACCUACCAUUAAGCGUAAUGUCAUCUUGAUGAUCAGUGAUGGCUUUGGUCCUGCUUCUGAAACAUUUGCUCGACAAUAUCAUACAUGGAAAGAAAAUUUAAUUCAUAAAUCAGUUUUUCCACUUGAUAAAAUCAUUGUAGGUCAAUCUCGUACACUUAGCAGUUCUAGUUUAAUCACAGAUAGCGCUGCUGGUGCAACUGCUUUUUCAUGUGCACUCAAGACAUAUAAUGGAGCGAUUGGCGUUUAUCCUGAUAAGAAGCCUUGUGGGACUGUUUUAGAGUCAGCCAAAAUUCAUCGCAAGAUGAAAACUGGACUCGUAGUUAAAUCACGUAUUACACAUGCUACACCUGCUGCUUUUUCAGCACAUAUUAAUUGGAGAGAUUGGGAAAAUGAUAUUGCUGUUCAUCAAGUAGGUUAUACGCCAUUAGGAAGAACAGUGGAUCUAAUGUUUGGUGGCGGGCUUUGUGAAUUCUUAAGUAACACAACUGAAGGAAGUUGUCGAUUAGAUAAUCGUGAUUUAAUUACUGAAGCAAAAAAUGAUUUUGAUUGGGAUUUGAUCACUACAAAAGGGGAAUUUAAUGCCUUGGAUGAAAAAAAUGUAAAAUUGCCACUCAUGGGUUUAUUUGCACCCCAUCAUAUAGCUUAUGCUAUCGAUAACGAUCCUUCACUUCAACCUUCUCUUGUAGAAAUGACAGAAAAGGCAUUAUCAAUCCUUAAAGAGUCUACGAAGGAUUCUUCUGAAGGAUUCUUUUUAAUGAUUGAAGGCAGCAGAAUCGAUAUGGCAGCACACAAUAAUGACGCUGCUGCUCAUUUCUUGGAAAUUUUAGAAUAUCAAAAAACUAUUGAAAAAGUAAUGAAAUUUGUAGACGAAAAUCCUGGUACAAUCUUGAUUUCGACUAGUGAUCAUGAAACAGGUGGUCUUACAGUAGGACGACAAGUGACAAACUCUUAUCCUGAAUAUGAAUGGAAGCCUGAAGUCAUUGCAGGAGCCAAGAAUUCAACCGAGAUCUUGAGUUGGGAAUGGGCCAAGGCAAUUAAAGAAGGAAGAGACACGAAAGAAUUUUUAGUAGAAACACUUAUUAAAAAGGGAUUAGGUGUGGAAGAUGUAACAGAUGAAGAAUUAGAUAGAUUAUUAGCUUGGAAGUCGAAUGGUCAAGAUAUUGGAUUCUUUGCUUCUGCUUUAUCUGAUUUAGUCAGUAAAAGAGCACAAAUUGGGUGGACAACCAUGGGCCAUACUGCAGUUGAUGUUAAUUUAUAUGCUUAUGGCUAUCAGUCUGAACUAUUAAGAGGAAAUCAUGAAAAUACAGAUAUUGGUGACUUUAUCGUAGAUUAUUUGAAUUUGGAUUUAAAUGAUAUCACGAAGAGAUUAAAUAGUGAUCAACUAUUUCAGAAGAAUUUAAAAGGAGCAAAUGAAGAGUUAAGAUAUAAGAAAUCAAAUCAUGAACUUCGAGUUAAAUAUAAUUAAAUAGAAUAACUAGCAUCACAUAAAUGAAAGAAAAGAGAGAGAAAAAAAAAGUAUUUUGAUAAUAAUAAUAAAAAAAUACGUGCCAUUUAUAUAGUUUAUUGUUGGGCUUUUGCAAAACGUUCAGCAACUGUCUUCCAAUGAAUGACUUCCCAAAUCUGUUUAAGAUAAUCAGCACGAACAUUCUUGUAUUGUAAAUAAUAAGCAUGUUCCCAGACAUCUACUGCUAAUAAAGGAACCAUAAAUCCAGGCAAUGUAUCCUGGUUUUGAGAAG